This is a messenger RNA of Haliotis rubra (blacklip abalone), 1852 nucleotides long. RefSeq names its product sulfotransferase 4A1-like. The coding region runs from base 241 to 1125 and encodes 294 amino acids. Gene Ontology annotation, cellular component: cytoplasm. The record is from RefSeq and is a predicted model, not a curated record. Gene Ontology annotation, molecular function: sulfotransferase activity. The transcript is spliced from 6 exons. Gene Ontology annotation, biological process: sulfation. Lineage: Eukaryota; Metazoa; Mollusca; Gastropoda; Lepetellida; Haliotidae.
UCCUUGACAUGCUUUUUGGGGACAGCCCUGUUUGCUUUGAGGACUGCUUCAGUCUCUGUACACACUCUCUCGGUGUAGACUGGGUAGCUUGGUCAGGAGAACACAACGCAAGGGUGUUUAACCCAGUGCCCGGGAGAAUAUCGGUCGGCUAUUUCUGUCGGCCGGGCAUGUUUACACCAAGGCUAAGCUGUUCAUGCAGAUCCGCAGGUCUGAGGAGAAGGAGCCCAUCUAUGCCCGUCCAUGAGUGAGACGUUGCGACCUGGAAAUUACCUCCCCUUGUUGGGCUACAAUGGGUGUGAGUUUCCGGUAUAUCCCGCAGACAAGGACCUGCACUCACACAUCACACAGAUUAGGGAUCUAGCAGUGAGGCAGGAGGAUGUCUUCAUCGUUGGAUAUCCGUAUUCAGGAUGUCGUUCGCUGUGGAAGAUAUUGAGCAGGCUCUGGACUCUCAGCACAGACGACCACCAUGGCCGGACUGGUCAGUUCCACAUGCUGGACUGUACCUCAGCUGACCAGCUGGCGGACCUUCCCAGCCCCCGGGUCCUAAAUUCCCACUACCCUCUCCGUUACCUCCCAUCACAGAUACUCACCCACCAGCCAAAGAUUCUCUACCUCCUGCGGAACCCGAAGGAUGUUUGUGUGUCCCAACAUCUCCACACAGAGAGGAGGAGGGGACGGGGCGACAGGACCUUUCAGGAUUUCCUAGAUGCAUUUCUCAAUCAUUCCACAGGUUAUGGUGGGUGGUUCAACUAUGUGAGGCAAUAUCAACAGGCGUUUACAGAGAAUCGAGAUUUACUGGUACACACUCUCCGUUUUGAAGACACCCAGGCGAACCCCUACAAACAAACGCGUGGUCUGUGCAAGUUCCUGGAUCUUGAUAUGGAUGAAGAAGCUAUAUCAGACCUGGUAGAAGCGUGUUGUGACGCCAGCCACAUACAGCCAGCUAAACGGGUGAAGAAGGAGGCCAACAGUGACAACAUGGCAACCACGCCAGAUAUGUACUACACCGAGGGUCAGGUAGGCGAGUGGAAGAACUGGCUUACAGUGACACAAGACGAAGAAUUUGACGAAGCAAUACGAGAGCAUUUGGAUGGUACCGAGCUUGACAUUAGGUAUUCUCUGUGAUUGUAUCAUGUAAUACCGGGUACCUGUAGGUCCCCAGUAACCAGUGCUUGUCACAAAUGGGGAACAGGUGGUGCCCGGACUUUGAAAGUUUAAUGUCACGGGCAAACAAUGUGGGGGCGUGCCCUUGAUUAUCAAUUACAUUUUUAUCUUUUACUGGAAAGUGUGUUCAACUAAAAUCACAAUGAAACUGUGUUUGUUUGACUGUGUAACGCACCUGUCCAGCUCUUAUCUUUAUAUGGUGUUUAUCAGCACCUGUAUGGAAGUUAUUUUGUAUGCUUUAUAUUUUUUAUUUUAUUUUUUAUUUCUAUGGAGAAUAGAUCUGACACCUGUGCAUGUGUUAAUGACAUACACACCUUAAUGUGCAUUUCUGUCAGCUGUGUUGCCAUAGUAACAAUUCAUUUGAUAUUAACACUUUUGUGUAGUUAACAACAUAUUUCACGACUAUUUCACCCAGCAACCGGUCUUUUCUUAUGUAUCAUUACAUAUUUACAAUAUCAUCUUGUAUUUUAAACAUUGACAACACGUUGCACCAGGAAUCGAAUGGAAACCUUUUCGGCAAGAAACUGAAUGCUGAUCAGGUACAGGUAUCGGUUUAACGUAAUAUUGGCCGAAAUCGUUGGCAAAAAUAAGGGGAUUUUAGCCACCCGUGAAGAUCCGGGUUAGAAUGGAUCUUCACUAACCCAUGUAAGAGGCGACUAACGGGAUAGGUUGGUCAGGGUCGCUGACU